AUGUCCGAGACUCCGCCUGUCGCUCAGGCAGCAGCCGCCGCUGCUCCCGAAAAACCUGCGGCUACAAAGAAGACCAAGAAGCCCGCCAAGACUGCAGCAGCUAAGAAGAAGCCCGCUGGCCCCUCAGUGUCCGAGCUCAUCGUGCAGGCGGUCUCCACCUCCAAGGAGCGCAGCGGCGUGUCCCUGGCCGCGCUCAAGAAGGCACUGGCGGCCGCCGGCUACGAUGUGGAGAAGAACAACAGCCGCAUCAAGCUGGGGCUCAAGAGCCUGGUGAGCAAGGGCACCCUGGUGCAGACCAAGGGCACCGGCGCUGCUGGCUCCUUCAAGAUCAACAAGAAGGCGGAGGCCAAGUCUAGCACCACCAAGGUGUCCGUGAAGUCGAAGGCGUCGGCGGCGGCUAAGAAACCAAAGAAGACUGCUGGGGCCGCGGCCAAGAAAACUGUGAAGACCCCGAAGAAGCCCAAGAAGCCUGCCGUCUCCAAGAAGCCUUCUAAGAGCCCAAAGAAGCCAAAGGUGGUGAAGGCCAAGAAGGUGGCCAAGAGCCCUGCCAAGGCAAAGGCCGUGAAACCCAAGGCUGCCAAGGCGAAGGUGACGAAGCCAAAGGCGGCAGCUAAGCCCAAGAAGGCUGCACCUAAGAAAAAGUGA
Messenger RNA from Chionomys nivalis (European snow vole), 645 nucleotides. RefSeq names its product H1.1 linker histone, cluster member (gene H1-1). The record is from RefSeq and is a predicted model, not a curated record. Gene Ontology annotation, cellular component: nucleus; nucleosome. Gene Ontology annotation, biological process: negative regulation of DNA recombination; chromosome condensation; nucleosome assembly. The transcript has a single exon. Lineage: Eukaryota; Metazoa; Chordata; Mammalia; Rodentia; Cricetidae. Bases 1 to 645 code for a protein of 214 amino acids. Gene Ontology annotation, molecular function: double-stranded DNA binding; nucleosomal DNA binding; structural constituent of chromatin.